AUGCUAAUAAGCUCUUUUAUUCUCGUAGCAUUCGUGAGCUCGUUAAAUCUACGCAAAGAAUUAGGGAAUCUUUAUUUAACAGAAGGUGAGCCAUAUGAUCUUCUUUUAUCAGACUACUUUUCUGGAGACAACUUAUCGUUUUCCAUAGCAGACACCAACAUGACUAAUAACUCUGCAAGAAUAGAAAAUCAAUGCGAUUUUAAUCAUUUAUCUACGAUUCCAUAUGAAAAGCUAGAGAAAUCUUGGCUCUCUUGGGAUGCUCAGCCUGUUGUAAUGUGGCAAGAUAUAAAGUUACAAGUCAUUGUGGGAUUCAAUCAAAAUUAUUUAGCUGCUUAUAAAUUUUCGGCGUUAACAGAAGAAUCAAAGCUUAUUUGAAGUACAACUCUAAGUACAGAGCACAAAAAUUCUCAAAUUCAAGCAAUUGCGACACUGAAAGCUAGUCAUGGUGAUUAUCAUCUGGCUGUGUUAAUAAAGCAGCAAGAAAGCAAUGAUUUAUGAAGAAAUGAUAUAUAUAUGAUUAAAGUGCAGGAUGGCUAUAUUUUCCACGACCCUGAAAAAUUAAAUUUAAAUGAAAUUACCUACGCUUCAAAAAUAGUAAUGGGAAAUGGAAGUUCGUAUAAGUAUUUUCCCAUCUAUUGCGAAUUUCAUAAAACCUCAAGCAUUCCUAAUGUUUUGUAUAUUUAUGAAAUAAGUAAUUUUCAUGAACCAAUUUUAGUGCAAGCUAUUUCAAAUUAUGAAAAAAUAGUAUUUAUGAGUAAUUCUCUUUCUAUAAGAAGUAUUUUAACAGCUGCUCAAUAUAUAUACAUUUUAGAUUCAAAUUAUGGUGUAAUUUCUUUUUAUAAAACCUGACCGUUAGAAAUUUUUGAAGAAGAAUUAAACAUAAAUUUAAGUUAUUUCGGAGAACUCUAUUCAAUGGAAUUUACAGAUUUUGGAAAAAUGAUAAUAAAAGCUAGCUCAGGAAUCAUAGUAAUUGAAAGAGUGGUUAGAAAGCCAGGGAUUAGGAUUAGGAUUAGGAUUAUUAAAGUCAGUGCUAGCCAUAUUGGUGACGCAGUCACCAAAGACUUCCUGUAUAGGAGGUUCUACUGCUUUUCGACUCCAGCCCAGAGGGUCUAUCCCUCUUACGAGUGCCCUUCCGGUACCUUCUGUCUCCUCCUUGCCUUGAGGCUUCAGUCUUGAGUGGGCGGCUUAUGGAUUUCUGCGGCCCUGCUACGGGCGAUUGGAGUAGCUUGAUUCCAAGGAUCCUUGGAGACUAUCGGAUGUCGAAGUGCUUUCUUCGACAGCUAAAGGAAAAAGGCUGUUCCCCUGUGGCCAGGGCCGAAGCCCUCAGUUCCUCGGUAGAAGUAUGCCCAUGGGUCCUCGGAUCCAAAGGAAGCUGUUAGGCACCUCCAUUUCCAACCACAGGAAAGCAGCCAAAACCUCCUAGGAUACACACCUCUUGAGCCUGCACUAGAUUCUCGGCUCGGAGUCCGUCCCAGUUCGCCGUAGCCAUAAGGUUUGGACUGCUGCGCCAAGAGGGCAGGUCGAAUCGUGUCGCCAUUUAAUUUAUAUCCGUUGGAAAGCUAGGAUUAAGAAGAUUUUUGAAAAAUCAAGAAAAAGACUUAUGAAUCCAAGGAUAUGAAUGCCAAAACUACUAUUUCCUUCAAUCAGCUAGUGAAAUGUUGUCGAUAUUUUCCAUAUCUAAAGAAAAUCAAGUCGAAAUCACUUAUAAAAUUAAUUUGAAGAGUUUAGAUAUUCAUGGUGAUAGAAAUAUCCCACACAUACUUUGUGAUAUAGAAAAAAAUUCAUAUUGCUUCCAAAGAUUUGAAGAAGAGGGACUUAAAGCUUAUAGAAUUAAUUUAAAAGAAUGAAAACUAAGAAUUGUAGGAGACUUAUUUUAUGUGAAGGUUACAGCAAAAGACGAUGAGAGCCAUGAAAUAUCAGAUAUUUUAAACGUCAUUUCAAUUCCAAAAAACUCAGAUAGGAUUUUGGCACUAGAAGAGGGACGAAUAAAAGUGCCUGAGCCUAUAGAUCUAUGAAUAAGUGAAAAAACCUCAAUGCUAUAUUUCUUUCCUGCCACUUAUUUUUCAGGACCAAACCUUAAAUAUGAGUUUAUUUUCCCGUAUUCAGAAAAAUUCAAAUAUGAAAUUUCUAAUAUAACCAGGUUAGAAUUAGAAGAAAGCAGAACCUCUCCUGAUGGUCUUCGAAAAUUUUUAGUUUCUGAAUCAAUAUUUUAUUAUUUUUAUGAUAAUAAAAUUGAGUUACUCUCCUCCAUGAGCGAACAAAAAAAUCUUGUUCAUCACGGAAAGGGUUAAUGUUUUUUUUAAAAAUAUUUAUAUAUAAAUUUUAAAGAAAAAAAAAUUUUUUUAGAAUUUAAAAAAAUCCCACUCCUAGAAAAUUGGAAAACAAAUAUUAAAUUUAAUUGUAAAAUUUAUGUUUUAAAAAACGCAAUUUGUUUAAAUUUAAACAGAGCUAGCUUGAGAUUCCAUGAUACUAAUUAUCACUUAUUAUCAAAAUUUUUUUCCCAUAAACAAUUUUUCUAUUAAAAAAAUUUUUGUUUGCUCACAGAGGGUGGGUUUUUGGGCAAAAAAUAGCGAUUUUCCUUAUGGUUUUGUUCGCUCACGGAGGGAGGGGGGGUUAGAAAAAAUCGACUAUUUCAGAAUCACUUUAAAUAUAACAAGCCCAAUAAGAAUGUUGGAAAAUAGUGGAUACUAUGUGGUUUAUUCAAAUCCAAGUGAAAAUAUAUUUCUUAUAUCAACCCUUUUAUCUGAUGGUCGAACGCUGAAUUUAGUCGAAGAAAUGGAAUCAGAGAUUGAUUGCAUGCUUCUUGAUUUCUAUAAUAGCUGAUUACUAUGUGGAAAUAGCGAAACAAUUAACAUUUAUAGUUGGAGUGGGUUUUGAAAAAAAUUAUUUUCUUUAACUGAGAUUAUGGACCAAAUCAAUUUUAAGUUAGAAAUAGCUGAUGCUUUUCUUAGCAAGGAUAAUGGGUUUAUUUAUAUACUUGACAGAAAUUUUGGAGCUUUAGUUAUCAGUAUGUUUGAGAGGCAAAUUAAAUUCGCAUUAAGAACGAAAGGAAUAUUUAAAAUUUUGAUACUAGAAGAAAGAAAAAUGGGGCUUAUUUAUGAAGACAAAGCUGAAAUUUAUAAUUAUCUUUUUCAACUCGAAAAAACUAUAUUUUUUAAAGCAGAGGGACCACUUACAAAUGCUUUUGUGUAUCAAUCCAUUAUUUUUAUACAAAUAGGCGCAAUUUUUUAUAUAUAUUAUCCAAGUCAAUUGUCACAUGAUGCAUUGGCUUAUUCAUUUGAAAUCCAAAGCCCAUAUAAAUAAAAUGGCAUUCGGUUCGAGAGAAAUUAGCUUUGCUAAUUUUCUCUCCCUCAUGGAAUUUUAUUUAUAGGGUUAGGUUUUCACUCGAGAACUUCUGGACAGCAAUAGCGGUUUAACUCUGGGGAUAACCAGAGGAACGCCUCCUCAGCGCAUCAAAAGGCUCGGAUUUUUACCUCUCAGCACAUCUCCACGGGAAGAUGACCCUUAGGCGGAACACGUGCAGCAGCUGAGUCGAGACAAGGGCGACGGCAUCGCGCCGGGUGAGACGUGCAGCAAGGCUGGUGAAGCAGGAGUUGAUAGAAGGCUUGGCCAGGGCUGACCUGUUCCAAGAUGGCUCGCCUACGUCACUAGUUUUGCCAUAGGUCCUUUUGGGCUGCGGCACUAGACACCUUAAACACCAGAUAAUUAAGUAAGUAAGUAAGUAAGAAAUCCAAAGCCCAGGAAUCAUUUCUUAUGGACGAAAUAGUUGGUAUGAGUUAUUGAUAACCAACUAUAAUCCAGAUGCAAAACUUAUUGAAAUAUACAAGAGCCCAUUUCCAAGUAAAGAUGUUUUCCCUCCUGUUUAUAAAAUUAGCAUAAUUGCUGAUGACAUUGAUAGUUUACAGAGCUCAUGCUAUAAUGAAAGUUUUUCAGUGAUUGCAUAUAAUGCUUAUGACAAAAUGGAAGCCAAUUUUUCAUUAUUGUUGCAAAUUGAUGGGAACUUCCCAUGAAUAGAAAAUGACAAAUUAGUUAUUCAUGAAAAUUUACCUUAUAAUAGUAGAUUUGAGGUAGAUUUAAGCGACUCAUUUCAUGGGCAAUAUUUAAAUAUGAGUUUGAAUAUCAAUGGAAUUAAUAUUAAUGAUCAAACAUCAGAAAUUUUACCAGCAUUUAUACCGAAAAGAGUAGAAGUUGUAGGAGAACAUCAAACAAAAAAUAAUUGAAUGAAAGACCAUAUUAUUCUUCCCCGCACAGAAAUAGCUUUGAUAGCCAGUAAUAAUGGUUUUCUUUUUAUGAACUCAACAGGCUUUAACAACGAAGGAAAAUUUUUGAAUGUUUCUGAACAUACUAAUCUCAAAAGCUUGACUUGUUCCUUAGUUGAAUCCUUUCCACAUGAAAUUAAAAAUUUGGCAUUAAUAGUUACAUCUUGCACUUAUCGGACUGCAAGUGAUCAACUUUUUGUGAAAACAGUGAGAGAAUUUGCUCUCAAAAAUGCACUCAUUUUGUGGGAAAUCGAUUUUAUUAGCUUAAAAAUUACAAAUUAUAUCUUAUUCAGCAUUGCUGCAGAGCCAUGAUGCUUGAAAAUUGCUCCACUUACUGAACUUGACUUUGAGCUAAUGGUUGUCAUGGGUGAUAAUAACAUAUUUGAUUAUAAUGAUGUUUUAAGAUUUAGAGGAAAAUGAAUUGAAAAUCUUAUAACCAUUCAGCUUUUAGAAACUAUAAAUUUCCUUUCAUUAGAUGUUCCAUCGUUUUCCCCUGUGUCACUUGAUUACAAGGUAAAAAAUUCUCAAACUUCUUACUGAUAUCUAGCAGACAAAAAAUAUGGAAUUAGGGUUUUAGAAACUAGUAAUAGCCAAAGAAGUUAUUUGGUAGGAGAGCUUCCAUAUCUAAAUGUUCAUAACUAUUUCAUAGCAUUUGGUCUUUGUGGAGAUAUUUUAUAUGUUUCUUCAUCUAUGUCAGCAAUAGUGUCUUAUAAGAUAAAAGACUAUAUUUAUUUUGAAAAAGACUCUGAUUAUAAUAUUUUGAAAGGAUCAGAAAGUGUCUAUAUUGGAGCACAUAGUCCUAUUAUAUGUUCAAUGGAUAAUCGAUAUUUUGCAGUCCACACAUUCAAUUCAGAAUGCUUAUUUCUAACAAUUUUUGAUACAAAAUCUCAAAGCAAUUCGAAUCUCUACCCUAACUUUUAUCUCUCUCUCCCUAAUCUCGCUCCGAUGAUGGUAAAAGCAAGAUUUAUCAAUGAAAAUGAAAUUUCUGCAAUUUUUUAUUCUAGUUUUACAUAUAAAAGACUCAAGGUAAACCAAAAUUCUUUAAUAUAA
Molecule: messenger RNA, 5309 nt
Organism: Blepharisma stoltei
Lineage: Eukaryota; Ciliophora; Heterotrichea; Heterotrichida; Blepharismidae
Source: the annotation of a GenBank genome assembly